Messenger RNA from Saimiri boliviensis boliviensis (Bolivian squirrel monkey), 3421 nucleotides. It is a transcript of the gene CCSAP, whose product is annotated as centriole, cilia and spindle associated protein. Gene Ontology annotation, molecular function: microtubule binding. Gene Ontology annotation, cellular component: centriole; ciliary basal body; axoneme. NCBI's taxonomy places the organism in Eukaryota, Metazoa, Chordata, Mammalia, Primates, Cebidae. The record is from RefSeq and is a predicted model, not a curated record. Gene Ontology annotation, biological process: regulation of mitotic spindle assembly.
CCCGCCCCGCCCCCGCCGGGACCCGCCCCCUGCGCCCGUCCGGGCGGGGCUCCGGGUUUAAACGUCGCGGCGGGCAGGGCCGGCGGAGGGGCGGGGCGGCCUCUGUGUCGUGUCCCGGGUCCCGUAGGCGGCGGGCAGCGCGCAGCGGCUGGCGCUUGAGGCGGCAGGCGGCAUCAUGUCCCCGGGGAGCGGGGUGAAGAGCGAGUACAUGAAGCGCUACCAGGAGCCGCGCUGGGACGAGUACGGGCCGUGCUACCGCGAGCUGCUGCACUACCGCCUGGGCCGCCGGCUGCUGGAGCAGGCGCACGCGCCCUGGCUCUGGGACGACUGGGGCCCGGCCGGCUCCUCGGAGGACUCGGCGUCGUCGGAGUCGUCGGGCGCCGGGGCCCCUGCGCCCCGGUGCGCUCCGCCCUCGCCCCCGCCGCCCGCGGAGCCCGCGGCCCAGGAGGAGGCGGAACGGCGGGCGCGCGGGGCCCCGGAGGAGCAGGGCGCGGAGGCCGGGGGCGCGGAGGCCGAGGACGCGGAGGACGCAGCUCUGCCAGCACUGCCAGGAAAAGAUAUAGAAGAGAAACCUGAACAACCAACCAGAACAAGAGAGACUGACAAAUCACCAGCCAGGACGGAGCCUCGACAGCAGCCAAGUGCCUUAUUUGCUAGAGGAAACAGGAAAGCAGUCAAAAGUCCCCAAAGAUCAUCAAGUAAAAUAAAAGAAAAGCAUCCAUUUGCUCUUUAUGGCUGGGGAGAAAAACAGACGGAUACAGGAAGCCAGAAGACUCACAACGUCUGCGCAUCCGCCCCUGUGCACGAGAUUCAUGAGUCAGCAUUACGAGCCAAGAACAGAAGACAGGUGGAAAAAAGGAAACUGGUUGCCCAGCGGCAGCGUGCCCACUCUGUGGAUGUAGAGAAGAACAGAAGGAUGAAGGCUUCCUCCUCAGAGAACCCGUGGAUGACAGAAUACAUGAGGUGCUAUUCAGCGAGAGCUUAAAGAAACAUUUAUGUGGACAGCCUCUUUUAGAAAGUGUCAGUGACCAAAAGGAAAAACAAAACAAAAACCAUCAAAAGAAACUGGACACAGGUUUAAGAAACCAACUGAUUAUGCAAGGUUUUUUUUUAGGGAAUUUGUAAAAGACUGUUUUAUUUUGAUGAAUAUUGGUCACCUACCUCGGCAGUAGGGCAGACAGUUGAAGCCAUAGACAUUUGGUUAUUCAUGAAGAUUCCCUAAAUCUUUGAUAUUCUUAUAAGGGUUUUGUUUUAAAGCAUCUUAGUCUUUUAAGAUUCUGACACCAAAUGCCUUUAAAUGGCGACGGAUGCUUACACUUCAAUAUUCUUUUCAUAAGUUUAGGUAGAGCCUAUUUUCAUCUUGUUCUAAAUAACUUUCCAGAUUCCGUAGCUAUAAGACCAUUCCAUCCUACAAUGUAAGACUCGUUUUCCUUAUGUGCUGUUUUCUUUGUGAAAGAAUAUCAAGUCAAAAAUGAGUGUCAACACUACUAUUGAUUCCAUGUAUAAUGAAACUAGAGCUUUGCUAGUUCCUGAAAAAUUUAAACUUGUUUGUAUUUCAGUUCAGCAGCAUCUUCCUGUAGAUUGUGACAUUUAAGAAUUAUCUGGGCUGGGCGAGGGUCUCUUUUUCUCUUUCAAUGAGCAUCUAGGCACUUACUGUUUAAUAGUUUAAUAGCUCAAAUACAUUCCAAUAGAUGAAGUGCACACAACACAAUAUGUGUGUAUGGUAGUAGUGAAGUUUCUUUUGAGUCAAAGACUCACUUUUUUAUUGCAAGCUUUUUUUUUUUUUUUUUUUUAAUAGAACACAUACUGUGGAUUCAGUCCCUCGUCACACUUGAUCUUUUGGCAUACACCUGCUGUGGACUUUUGCCUCUUCUAUAAUAGCUGGCAAUGACAUUUCGAACUUACAGUGUGGAACUGCAUUUAGUACUCGGCACUGCUUGUUCCACUGGGAUGGGGACCGGUGUUAAGAUGCCUGUUAGACAGACUGCCCACCCCGACUAUCUCUACUUUUUCUUUACAGCACUUAACAGUAACAAAGUAUUGAUGAUGUACAGUGUUCAAACUUUAGGUUGAAAUACAUUACUCUUUGAUUCCUAGCUAGUAGCUCUUAUCUGCACUUUAAUGGGAGAGAAUGGUGGUGUGUGCAUAAGCACAAAUUUAUGUAAAUAGUGCUCCUUCUCUUGAGUAUAUUUACUUUGGGAUAGAAAAAUGAUUUUAAAAAACACUGGUUUCCAUCAAAUGGAUGACAUCCUCUCCAUCCUGUGGAGAUAGGAAUCUACUAGAAGGACGUGUGCUAAAUUGCUUACAAGAGAUAAGAAAGGUGCUUUGCCUAUGCCAGCUUGGCACCUGAAGAUGUGUGAGUGGACGUGAGGCUGAACAUUACCUUGAUAUUUUUCUCUGGGUCUUUGGAAGACCAUAGUCAAUUUUUAGAACAGAUUGGUUUCAUUCCCUAUAAAAUCUUCACAUGUGAUCAUAACUGUUUAAGCUUUGAAAACACAUACUGAAGUAUUGUGAGCUUUAAAAAAACUUUUUAAAUAUUUGCAUAGUUUUAAGGUGAAUUUGUUUCCUUAGAGAGCUCUCCUAAUGAGUUGUAUAUUUCAAAAGAGGAAAUUUUACAUGUUGUCCAAAACAACCUUGCUAGUAAUCGGUGAAUUUUGGUAUUAACUAUUAUUAAAGUCUUUAAAUGACACAGGUACCUAAAGAUCACCUUAACGUGUGGUGUAGUUAGCUGAUUGUGAAAACUGUUCCUUUGAAGUCACUUCUUGCAUGUCUGGUGUUAGCCAUCCAGCUCAGGCUUGUGUCGCGGCUGACAAUCUAGAAAAGAUGGCCUUGGAGAGUGCUUCAGGUCCCACACUGACGGAAUGCCUUAGAAACCCGACUUCCUCUAGAUUUGAACACCCAGACGUUUCUCUUGUUUAGAAAACACUUGUAUUUAAUGUACUUACUACUUAAAACUCCAGACAGAGGUAAGACCUAGAAGGCAAAUAUUGGCCAAUUUUUUCUUUUUAGGUGAAAGACAAAUGAACGAGAUUAAAUUUAAAGUACUUUUAAAGUGCAUACUGAUUAAUUCUGAAUUAAUCAGUAUGAAUUGAAAGCCUUCAUCUUAUGUCCAAGUCCUUAGUUGGUUAGGGUUUCUUUUCCUCCUUUCUUAAAGAGUGACAAUUACCUUUUGAACCUGUGAAAAUUUUAAGAGUUGAUACAAUUUGAUGGUCUCCUUCUUUCUUUUCAUUCUAGAAAUGAAUAUGGUUGUAAUCGUGUUUCUAAUUCUUGGGACAACCUGCAAGACAGUGAGAUAGUUUAAAAAUUAACCUUUCAUGUUGAAAAAGUCUGAAACCGAGAAUCCAGUGACACUUAAAUGCUACAUAAAACUCUUUUAAAAUUUUUGAUUUCAAGUUCUUAAUUAAAACAAUUUGUCAUAAAU